AUGCCAGCCCCAGCGGAAUUCUUGAAAUACAUUGAUACUCACGCAGAUGCUUUCAUUAUGCGUCUCGGACAUGCGGUCGGGAUUCCAUCAAUCUCUGGUGACCCCGCCCAUCGCAAAGAUGUAUUUGCGAUGGCUGAUUGGCUAAAUAGUCAGCUUAAGCAGCUCGGUGUUGACACCAAGCUGGUUGACCUUGGAAGGCAUGUUAUGGAUGGAGAGGAUUUGCCCCUCCCACCUGCGAUUCUUGGUCGUUUUGGAAACGAUAGCAACAAAAAGACGGUGCUCAUCUACGGUCAUUUCGAUGUUCAACCUGCAAACAAAUCAGAUGGCUGGGACACCGAACCGUUCACUCUCGUUGUCAACGAGGAGACCGGACAACUCAUUGGUCGCGGCAGCUCAGACGAUAAGGGUCCUAUCCUGGGAUGGCUCAACGUUUUGCAAUACCACCAUGAAAACAAAGUGCCUCUCCCAGUCAACCUAGUAUUCUGCUUCGAAGGAAUGGAAGAGAGUGGAAGUGAAGGCCUUGAUGACCUCGUUCAGCGCGAGUCUCAAAAGGGUGGAUACUUCGACGGUGUGGACUGCGUGUGCAUCUCUGAUAACUAUUGGCUCAAUACGCGAACACCUGCCUUGACCUAUGGUUUGCGUGGGUUGGCAUACUACAAAGUUACAGUUUCAGGCCCUGCACGGGACCUCCACUCUGGUGUCUUUGGUCGCACAGUCCACGAACCCAUGACUGAUCUCAUAUCCCUUCUGGGAACACUUGUGACCCCCCAAGGCGACAUUCUCAUCCCAGGAGUCGACGCAAUGGUGGCUCCUCCAGAUGAAGAAGAAAAGAAGAUCUACGCUAAGCUGGACUAUUCUAUCAGCGAUGUCGAAGAAUCUGCGGGAGCCGCUAUCGCUCUUUCAUCAGAUAAAGUUGCGGUUCUUAUGGGCCGCAUGAGGUCCCCCAGUUUGUCCAUCCAUGGAAUCGAAGGAGCUUUCAGUACUGCCGGUGCAAAGACAGUCAUUCCCGCCAAGGUGUCCGGAAAGUUCAGCAUUCGCCUUGUUCCCCCUCAGACACCCGAGAAAAUCAACCCAUUAGUCUUUGAGCAUCUGGAAAAGGCGUUCGCUGCAUUGGGGACGAAGAACAAACUAGUUGUCGAAGAAUUGCACGGAGGAAAGCCCUGGGUGGCCGAUCACCGUCACUGGAACUUCGAGGCGGCUAAGAGGGCCACAAAAGCCGUCUACAAUCAGGAUCCUGACUUGACUCGCGAAGGUGGUUCCAUCCCUGUAACCUUGACGUUCGCAGAGUCACUUGGGGUCAACGUUUUGCUUCUCCCCAUGGGACGAGGAGAUGACGGUGCCCACUCGACCAAUGAGAAGCUUGACAGGUCGAACUUCAUUGAAGGGUCCAAACUUCUUGGUACAUAUCUUUAUGAAUUGGCAGAUAUCCAGAAGUAA
Psilocybe cubensis is the source of this 1437-nucleotide messenger RNA. RefSeq lists its product as uncharacterized. Gene Ontology annotation, biological process: proteolysis. The record is from RefSeq and is a predicted model, not a curated record. Bases 1 to 1437 code for a protein of 478 amino acids. Gene Ontology annotation, molecular function: metallodipeptidase activity. Lineage: Eukaryota; Fungi; Basidiomycota; Agaricomycetes; Agaricales; Agrocybaceae. The transcript is spliced from 9 exons.